Periconia digitata is the source of this 1270-nucleotide messenger RNA. The record is from the annotation of a GenBank genome assembly. NCBI's taxonomy places the organism in Eukaryota, Fungi, Ascomycota, Dothideomycetes, Pleosporales, Periconiaceae.
CUACACAUCAUGGUAAGGAAUCUCAAGGAUAUUGCGCAGCCGAUUACGCCACCGCGCUCCGGUGCACGACCUGGCGAAUAUGAAUGCGAUAUCGAGCAUGGGGGUAUCUUAUACUCCUUGCGAUGGACUGGCAAUCUCGACUAUCCCUCUUUGAUAAAUUUCCCGUACCUCCCGACCUGUGAAGUAUCCCGUGUAGAAGAGAGCCCCUCUAUAGCUCUCCUCCGCAGGAAAUCCACACUGGAAGACUUUGGAUCUCACGCGUGCGUUCGGCGAGUUCAUUCACAGCCUUACCCGAUCGUCAAGCUCGCACAUCCCGAUACACAAUCAACAGACCUGAUUCAAUACGAGUAUACGAUACUCAAGCUUCUAGCGCCGUUGAACUUACCAAUACCAGCCUUCUCCGACACACCUAUCUUUGAUCAUGGCAAUAUAUGUGGGUAUCAGAUGGAGGAGCUCUUCAAAUUGAGCCGGGAUGAGAUACUUUCCCGGUCGAGGGAUAUCUCACAGGCAGUAGAAAGCUUUCACAGAGCUGGCUAUUCACAUGGCGAUCUAAGUCAGAGCAACAUCAUGAAGACUGUUCAAGGAAAUAUUGUAUUGAUAGACUUCAGCUGCAGUGGUUUGGUUGGUACAAAGGUGCCAGCCUGUAUUCCAGGUUGGGCUUAUGGAGGGCAGACAUUCGAUACUAGCGGAGAUAAGAAACGACUUAACGAGCUCUUGCACUGACAAUAUGUCUCCCUAGAAGUCGUAUCAAGGUUUAUGAUCCGGUCACCACCCAGAAAAGGCCGUAAUCACAUUGUCUGUAACGCUUGUGCAUCCGCUUUUCCCGCAAGGCUGUACACCUCCAACCUUGACCGUACACCAACAGUUCGACCGUCUUCUGACAUCCUGCGUACACAUUUGAGAGGGGAUUCAAGGCUGCUACUGAGUGUUCAGCGUGUCAGAAAGGAGUCAUGGCCUGUUAACUCACACCAAGGAUGGCUCUUCAGAAACUGAUUUGCACAACUUGAACCACCAAUUUGUAGAUAAAAUUAUUUGAUAGAUACAGAUUUGGACAGACAAUUUUCGCUUUAGUAGCUAACUUCCUGCAAACUUGCAAUUGAAGUUCAUUUAACCACCUACGAGUUGUAUUACUAAUGCCCUGUCUGUGCGGGGUUAUGUCUCCUUCAUCAAUAACUAUACAGGGGUUGUACGUUGGGAGCGUGCGCCUAUCUGAGCAGUACGAUAUACUAUCUACCACAGGCAAUCUCGGAAGACUUCUUGACUCGUAUUC